Molecule: messenger RNA, 1980 nt
Organism: Plutella xylostella (diamondback moth)
Lineage: Eukaryota; Metazoa; Arthropoda; Insecta; Lepidoptera; Plutellidae
Biological process (GO): actin cytoskeleton organization; muscle structure development
Cellular component (GO): adherens junction; Z disc; filamentous actin
Molecular function (GO): actin binding; muscle alpha-actinin binding
Source: RefSeq, a predicted model, not a curated record
CCGCCAUCUUUCAUUUCUUGUUAGGUAAUUUUGUGCUUUUCUUAAUUGGUUAUGUUCAUUUUUGUGCAGUGCCGCUGGAUGUGCUUUUGACGGUUUGAAGGCUUUCGGUUGAUGUUCGCCCGCAUAGCCCGAGCCGCGGCGUCCGACAGAUAAAGCAAGAUGCCGUCCGAAGCGUCGGCCGCGAAGCCGAAGGAGAAGAUCUCCAUGCGGCACUCCAAGCUGACGGCAGCCGAGGCCGCGCUGCUGUCCGGGGAGCUCAACAAGCCCAGCUGGGAGUCCAAGAACGAGGGCAUCCACGAGAGGGUCAGCUUUGAGGACUCCAUCUGGGGGUUUGAUCUUGCUGGCGGCUCGUUUUAUAAUACGCCGUUGAGGGUUACUUAUGUGAAGCCGGACAGCCGCGCGGACAAGGCGGGCAUCCGCGCCGGCGACCGGCUGAAGCGCAUCAACGACAUCGACACGUCCACGCUCACCAUACAGGAGGCGCACGAGAUCAUCAUCGAGAGUGGGGUGCAUCUGCGGCUCGCUGUCACCGCCCCUGAAGAUAUUGAAGAUGCUUACUUCUGCUACGAAGAUCCCCUAGACAACGACGGCUACGACAGUGAGGAAGAGAGACGGAAAGAAGCCGAAAGAGAGAGAAAGCGACAUGUUCAUGCUAAAGUUAGCUCGUACUGGAGCCUGCAGUGGCCGUGGGUGAGCAAGCGGCGCGUCAUCUACCGCGAGUCCAACUGCUUCAUGGUCCCCAGCAAAUACGAAGAUGGCCACAAAGACAAGUUCCUCCAGCCACCUAACCAUGGUCAUAUAGUCCAGGAGGAUAUAUCUCUGGACAGCACGCUCCAAAAUGCAGCCAAUGGAGAUGCGGAUCCUGAAAUAGAAGAUAAGAAUGUUAACCCAAAUACAAAUGAAACAGAUACAAAGCCUCCUGUGGAUGAAAAGAACGCUGAUAAUUCAAGUAGCGCUAUUCCUAAUGACGUAAAACCCCACCAAAACCCUCAAGAAAGUGUAAAUGAGACGAUUCCUAUGGAAACAAAUGAUCUUAAAAAUGAAAAUGUAGGUAAAAGUGAGACUGAUUUAGUAGAAAACGAUGUUGAUAAUUCGAAGGACGAAGACAGUGAAAAUAUUUCAAAAGAAGAAGGGAAAAUUAAUAAUGAAACAAAUGCAAAUAAAAAUAAUGAAGAUGAAAACACUCAAAAUAUUUCAAAAGAUGAAGGGAAAAUCAUUGAUGAAAUACACGAAAAUGAAAACAAUGAAGACAUUUCAAAAGACGAUGAAGACAUAUCUGAAAAUGUAGAUAGUGUGGAAAGCAAACUUGAAUCUGAACUUUCAGAAAAUAUUGAUACAAUAGAAAGCAAGGAUGAAACUGAGGAUACCGAAAAUGUUGAUAAUGUGGAUAGCAAAAAUGAAAAUGAAGCUUCAGAAAAUUUAGAAACAUUAGAAAGUAACAUAGACACCGAAAUUUCCGAAGAAUUCGACAGAAAUGAGGAUAGUAAUGUGAAUGAAGAUGUUGAACCUAUUUCAGAUUCCGCUGCGGAAACACUAGAUGAACCUGUAAAUGAUGAAGUGUUGAACGAAGCGUUAGAAGAUAAUACUGAAACUGCUAAAGGUGAAGAUGAAACUAACUGUGAAAAAAUAUUUGGGGAAGAAGACCCCGAUUCAGAAAGACAACAAUAGAAGGCAAUUUAUUUAUGUUUGUUGUAGAAACCAAAAAGUUUAUUUUAAUUUUUUAAUAUUGACUAGAAAUAUUUUGAAAUACUUAGUAGUUGGUAGUUUUUUUAUUAUUUUUUGUUCUGUAAAAUUAACAUUGCCUUUUCAUGAAAAUUUUUAGGCCGAUUCUUUCAAACGGUGAUUUUGUGAUAUGAAACUUGUGAUAUUAGGAGUUAAAAUAUUAUCAAAAUUUUAUUUUUAUUUUUAUACUCAUCGUAACACAGCUAGCAGUUUUCAGUAUUAACUCGUAAGUUUCAAAUAAAAAUAAAAAUAUUAUGA